This is a messenger RNA of Pleuronectes platessa (European plaice), 4596 nucleotides long. It is a transcript of the gene sulf2a, whose product is annotated as sulfatase 2a. The transcript has 22 exons. Gene Ontology annotation, molecular function: calcium ion binding; glycosaminoglycan binding; N-acetylglucosamine-6-sulfatase activity. Bases 585 to 3272 code for a protein of 895 amino acids. The record is from RefSeq and is a predicted model, not a curated record. Gene Ontology annotation, cellular component: cell surface; plasma membrane; endoplasmic reticulum. Lineage: Eukaryota; Metazoa; Chordata; Actinopteri; Pleuronectiformes; Pleuronectidae.
UGUUUGGUGUUAUUGGGACAUCUAUGUUAAACACUGGUGAAGAAGCUCUGUAUGAUGCAAGUAUCAACCAAACAGUACCUGAGCUGGUGAAGUCCUGCAGCACAAGGUAGGAUCACUGACAGGUUUUCAGAUCACUUACUAAAGUAUUAGUAAAUGGCCUGUAUGUACGUAUAAAGCACCUUUCUAGUCUUGAUGACCAAUCGAGUGCAUUACAGUGCAGUUUAGCCACACACAUUCAUCUUAUGUGCAGCUAUCACACAUCACUCAUUACACAUCAUUUAGUUAAUGUUUUAACCAGAGCGACUUUCAAUUAGUGCAUUGAACAUCUAUGAUGGGCUUUUCGAGUUUCAGCAUCUUGCUCCAGGACACUUCAACAUGGGCUGGGAUUCGAGCCUUCAGCAUAUGGGGUUCAGUAUCUUGACCAAGGACACACAAGGAAUGGUGGAGACUGGGAUCGAACGACCGGCCUUCUGAACUUGGCAGUCAGACUGAAUUCAGUGAGAGAAGAGAACAUUAGAGACAGCUUGUUUAAGAAGGAAGGUUGAGAGAACUGAGGACUGAGGUGGUGACUGCAGGGUAACAAGAUGGCAGGGCGGGUUCUCUUGGCCCCGCUCCCUAUUCUUCUUGUCCUCCUUUUUGUCAUGGUGGAAGUGCUUCCUGUGGCCCACGGCUCUGGCUACCUGUCUGGAUACCGUCACAGGUCACGCCUGCAGAGGGACCGCCACUUUCGCAAUGUCCGACCCAACAUCAUCCUGAUCCUCACUGAUGAUCAGGACAUCGAACUGGGCUCAAUGCAGGCCAUGAACAAAACUCGGCAAAUCAUGGAGAAGGGCGGCACGCAUUUCUCCAAUGCUUUCUCCACCACCCCCAUGUGCUGCCCGUCCCGCUCCUCCAUCCUGACGGGGAAGUACGUGCACAACCACCACACCUAUACCAACAACGAGAACUGCUCCUCGCCGUCGUGGCAGGCCCACCACGAGCCGCACACCUUUGCCGUGCACCUCAACAACACUGGCUACAGGACAGCCUUUUUUGGAAAGUAUCUGAAUGAGUACAAUGGCUCCUAUGUGCCCCCUGGCUGGAAGGAAUGGGUAGCACUGGUGAAAAAUUCGCGCUUCUACAACUACACCCUCUGCAGGAAUGGAGCACGAGAGAAACACAGCGGCAACUACUCAAAGGACUACCUGACAGACAUCAUUACCAAUGACAGCGUCAACUACUUCCGUAUGUCCAAGAAGAUGUACCCCCAUCGUCCUGUCAUGAUGGUGCUGAGCCAUGUUGCUCCCCACGGCCCAGAGGACUCCGCUCCGCAGUACAGCUCUGCCUUCCCCAACGCAUCACAGCACAUAACCCCGAGCUACAACCAUGCUCCUAACCUAGACAAGCACUGGAUCCUGCGCUACACAGGGGCCAUGAAGCCGGUGCACAUGCAGUUCACCAACAUGCUGCAGCGCAGGAGGAUGCAGACCCUGCUCUCUGUGGACGACAGUGUGGAGAAGGUGUAUAACAUGCUGGUGGAGACGGGGGAGCUGGACAACACCUACAUCAUUUACACCUCAGAUCACGGCUACCAUAUCGGCCAGUUUGGUCUGGUCAAGGGCAAGUCGAUGCCUUAUGAGUUUGAUAUCCGGGUUCCCUUCUAUGUACGAGGACCUAAUGUGGAGCAUGGUGCCAUUAAUCCUCAUAUAGUGUUGAAUGUUGACUUGGCACCGACUAUGCUGGACAUGGCCGGUGUUGAUAUUCCGGCAGAAAUGGAUGGCAAGUCCAUCCUCAAGCUGCUGGAAACAGACAGACCAGUCAAUAGAUUCCAGUUGAGCAAGAAGGGUAAAACCUGGAGAGACUCUUUCCUGGUGGAGAGAGGGAAGCCUCCACACAAGAGGGCUGAUGGGAAGGAAAUGGCCCAGGAGGAGAAUUUCCUGCCCAAAUACCAGCGUGUGAAGGAUUUGUGCCAGAAAGCAGAGUACCAGACGUCCUGCCAGCAACCAGGACAGAAAUGGCAGUGUGUGGAGGACCCGUCUGGCAAGCUGAGGCUGUAUAAGUGCAAGGGCAUGGCGAGUCUCUUUGCCCCACGUAUGCAGGCUCUGAUGGCCAGCGAUGCCUCCCAGCUGUCCCUCACACCCAAUGCAGACAGCUGCAACUGUGGUGACGUGGGCGUCAAAACAUCAAUUCUGAAGAGGAAGAGGCUGCUCACCAAGAAGAAUUCUUCUGUCUCGUCUUAUUCAGAGAUGAAAUCCGGUAAGGCUGUCUCUAGGAAGCGCUGGGCUCGUUCCGUAUCAUUUGAGCUGGAUGGAGACCUGUACGCUGUGGACCUGGAGGAUGGCUACCGGCCGCUGGGAUCCAGUAACGGCAGCUGGCCCAGAGACAGGAGGACCGGAGCUGAGAAUGAUGAGGACAAUGAGGAGUUCAGUGGUAUGGGAGUCACAGCCAAACCCACCAGCAGCAACAGACUCACACCACCCGCUUCUCUUAAAGUCACCUACAGAUGCUCUAUUCUUAUGAAUGACACAGUAAAAUGUGAUGGCGGAAUCUACAAGUCCCUUCAAGCAUGGAAAGACCAUAAACUACACAUUGAGCAUGAGAUCGAAACACUGCAGACCAAAAUCAAGAAUCUGCGUGAUAUUAAAGGUCACCUGAAAAAGGUGCGGCCAGAGGAAUGUCAGUGUGACACUCCCAGUUAUAUCCUCAAGAAUAAAGACACUUUUAAGUUAAAUGCAGGACGCAUGCACUCACUGAGAAUGCCGUCCAAGCUAAAGAGUCAGUGGAUGGAGAAGGACCAGAAGCGCAGAAAGAAACUACGUAAAUUCCUCAAAAGGCUCCAGAACAACGACACCUGCAGCAUGCCGGGUCUGACCUGCUUCACCCAUGACAACCACCACUGGCAGACUGCCCCCUUCUGGACAAUGGGUCCAUUCUGUGCUUGUACCAGUGCCAACAACAACACCUACUGGUGCCUCAGGACCAUCAAUGACACACACAACUUCCUGUUCUGCGAAUUUGCUACUGGUUUCCUGGAGUAUUUUGACAUCAACACUGACCCAUACCAGCUGAUAAAUGCUGUCAGCACCCUCGACCGCAGCACUCUGAAUGCAUUGCAUCAACAGCUUAUGGACUUACGAGGCUGCAAGGGACAUAAGCAAUGCAACCCGGAGAAGGGAGGGAAGGAGCGAAGCUACCUCAGCGAAUACAGGCCAGUUCAUCGUCGAAAGAGGCCAAAAGUGAAGAAGCCUUCGUCCAAAUCGCUGGGGCAGAUUUGGGAAGGGUGGGUCGGCUAACCACCUGCAUCCCACAACCAAGCACAUCAGCCUCCUCCGGUGAAGGAAGGAGAAGGGAGGGAGUGCAGGCAAAAACCCAAGGACCUUGACCACACUUCAAUGGACCAUAACCUGAGUUACAACUUUUCUCUACUCUGGGUUUUCAUUUUUGAGAGAGCUGCUGUUUGUAGCCCUCACCCAGACAGAGGAGACACCGAGACUGAGAGGAGGCUUAAAAACUCUUCAACCAUCAGUUCUACCUGCCGCACACAUUUCAUACACAUUUGCAUCCUCUGUUAACCCCCAGCUGUGAGGACUGUUAACAUCAGCAAGAUGCUGUGAAUCAGGUGGGGGCAGUUUGCUAUCCACGAGCCAUUCAGUCUAACGGUACUGCUUGUAGAUAAUAUAUAUCAGCUUUAAUCAGUUUUCUUUCAUGUCAUGAGAUGUAAGGUGGCAACGUGAUGAUACAUGUCAACUCUGCUGCUACGCAAUGAAGCCAUGGCCUCAUGAUGUCUCUGUGGCACAUGCUUAACCAUUACUGCUUGGACAUAUCUCUUCCUCUUUCCUCUGCACCAACGUGUCUGCACAUGGAGGUGGCACAGACUUUUCAAACAGCCGCCAGUAACCGACUCUUCGAAUCUUUUUGUAUUAUAGUCGAUCUUAACGCUGAUGAAUGUCCUUUAAAAGCAUCAUCUUCCUCAGCGCUGUGAGAUGUGGAGACCGCCACACCUUGUACAGCCCUACACUAACCACAGUCCCACAGUAAUACAACCCAAACCUCCAGAAGAUGGGUCCACUGGCAGAAUGCGUCAUUACUAGUAAAUGCCGUUUUACUCCUUUGCGUUGUCAGUACCACACUGUAGAAGUAUCCAAAAAGUGUGUUCAGCUUGCCAUACAUGGUGCUACAGAAUAACAACACAUAUACAAAACCUUGCUGUACAGUACAGUACGUAUUUGAAUGUAUGUUGUGCAAUUAAUAUAAAUGUUUACAAUAUUUUUUAUAAUACUGAAGAGGCAGACCUCAUUGUAUGAUAUGAGCUGACAAGAUGAACUUAUAGUAAGAAAUGUAGCUUGAGAAUGUCAUUGCCCUCAAUUUGUAUGUUUUGUUCUUUCCUUAUUUACAUUGGAAAAGCACUUAAGGGGUUCACUGUGAAGAGAAGCGCCAUGUACAUUUCAAUGGAUGUUAAGUUUACCCUGUUCCGGAGGAGAAACACAACAGUGUCAUACUUAUUGAUGUGAAUCUUAGCUAGCUGCCUUUGUUAGCUUCUGUGACUUUUUUUAGCAACUACUUCCAUAGACCUGAGUGCUGAUAGUGAUUGUGAAUAAAGUGUUGUUUGACCAUAAA